This is a messenger RNA of Cheilinus undulatus (humphead wrasse), 3316 nucleotides long. RefSeq names its product gastrula zinc finger protein XlCGF57.1-like. Gene Ontology annotation, biological process: regulation of transcription by RNA polymerase II. The transcript has 7 exons. Bases 276 to 2078 code for a protein of 600 amino acids. The record is from RefSeq and is a predicted model, not a curated record. NCBI's taxonomy places the organism in Eukaryota, Metazoa, Chordata, Actinopteri, Labriformes, Labridae. Gene Ontology annotation, molecular function: RNA polymerase II cis-regulatory region sequence-specific DNA binding; DNA-binding transcription factor activity, RNA polymerase II-specific.
CGAGCAUCGAUUGCGUGUGUGAGUGAUCCAGCGUUCUGCAGAUGAGACAUCCUCGCAAAGUGCUCAGAGUUGACUUCUCUUCCUUGUUUGACUCUGGGAUGUCUCUAAAAUGAUCGGCUUUCAGGGUCUUUCAGACCUGCCCAAGGUGAGAAUCAGGUCUGAAAAGGUCUUCUUGUCCUGAGCUGUCCCCACAGGAACCACAGCAUUGCUGCUGAUGGCUGCUUUGUUGUCGCUUGCUUAUUUGCCUGCUACUACUCCCAGUUCACUUUGCCACCAUGCCAAGAAGGAAACUACAACGGGCUCAGGAGUCUGCUGAAGCCACAGCUGCACGCCGUGAGGCUAAUCGACUACGUGCCCAACAGAUCAGAGCUUUGGAAUCACCUGCUGCCGCAGCUGCACGCCGUGAGGCAAAUAGACUGCGUCAACAAAAGGCCAGAGCUCUGGAAUCACCUGCUGCUGCAGCUGCACGCCGUGAGGCUAAUCGACUGCGUAACCAACAGGCCAGAGCUUUGAAAUCAAAUGCUGCCACAGCUGCACACCGUGAGGCUUAUCCACUGCGUCACCAACAGACCAGCACUUUGGAAUCACCUUCUGCCACAGUUUUUCCUGUGGAGCUAUGGCAGCUUUCAGUGAAUGAAGAAGAGGUUUCCACUGAGCAGCAGGAGAGGGGCUCCAGUCUGAACCUAGAUAUUACUGAGCCUCCACAGACUAAAGAGGAACCAGAGGAACUGUGGCGGGGUAGUAAGGAGGAAGGAAUCAGCAUGUCCACUUUGGUUCCUGUCUCUGUGAAGACUGAAAAAGAUGAAGAUGAACCCCAGUCCUCACAGAUUCAUCAAAGUAAAACUGAACAUGUUGAAAGAGGAGCUGAUGAAGAUGACUGUGGAGGGGCAAGAGCAGCCAGGCACUCUGAUCCAGAGAGAGAUUUACAACCAGAGUCUGAGGUCACGGUUGAGGACUCCUCUGAGGCUGAGACUGAUGACAGUGCUGAUUGGGUGUACACAACAGACCACCGGCCAGGUUUAACCUCAGUGGAAAACAUCAAAAAUAAGAGAAGAAAAACUGAUAAAAAGUCAUAUCACUGCUCUGAGUGUGGUCAAAGAUUUACCCGUCAAAGCAGUUUGAACAGCCACAUGACAAUGCACUCAGGAGAGAAACCCUUUGGUUGCUCUGAUUGUGGUCAAAGAUUUACCUACAGACAGAGUCUUGCUUAUCAUAUGAGAACUCACACAGGAGAGAAACCCUUCCACUGCCAUAUGUGUGGCAAAAAAUUUCACUUUAAAAAUACUUUGAAAAGACAUAAGAUUAUUCAUACAGGAGAAAAACCCUAUGUCUGCUCUGAGUGUGGCAAAAGAUUUACCUGUCAAAGCAGUUUGAACAGACACAUGACAGUUCACUCAGGAGAGAAACCCUUCUUCUGCCAUACGUGUGGCAAAAAAUUUCAGUCUAAUACUACUUUGAAAAGACACAAGAUUAUUCAUACAGGGGAGAAACACUUUGCCUGCUCUGAGUGUGGUAAAAGAUUUACCUAUAAACAUAGUUUGAAGGGCCAUAUGGCAAUACACUCUGGGGACAAAGCCUUCAACUGCUCUGAUUGUGGUCAAAGAUUUAACCAUAAACAUCAUCUAAAUAAUCAUAUGAGAAUUCACUCAGGAGAGAAACCCUUCAGCUGCUCUGAGUGUGGUAAAAGAUUUACCUGCCAAAGAAGUUUGACCAGACAUAUGACAACGCACUUAGGAGAGAAACCCUUUGGCUGCUCUGAUUGUGGUCAAAGGUUUAACUAUAAACAUCAUCUAAAUAAUCAUAUGAGAAUUCACUCAGGAGAAAAACCCUUCAGCUGCUCUGAUUGUGGUCAAAGAUUUAACCGUAAUGAAAGUCUGACCAGACACAAGUUAGUUCAUGCAAGACUGAAACUCUUUAGCUUCAGUGACUGCAGCAAAGGAUUAAGCCUUAGAGAUCAAGUGCCGACGCAUCAGAGAACUCACACGGCAGGGAAACCUGUGGUUCUGAUUACAAACCCUUCAGCUGCUCUGAGUGUGGUCAAAGAUUUAACCACAAACAGAGUCUGUCUUAUCAUAUGAGAACUCACACAGGAAAGAGACCCUUCCACUGCCAUACAUGUGGCCAAAAAUUUCACUUCAAACAUACUUUGACUAGACACAAGAUUAUUCAUACAGAAGAGAAGUCCUUUGUCUGCUCUGUGUGUGGUCAGAGAUUUACCCGACAAAGUUCUGUGAGGAGGCAUAUGAUAGUUCACAGUGGACAGAAACCCUUUGUCUGCUCUGAGUGCGGUAGAAGUUUCAGACUUAAAAGUAAUUUGAUCAGACACAGGAAAACCCAUACAAGAGAGAAACGCUUGAGUUGAUCUGAGUGUGGACAGAGGGUUCACAAAAGAAACUGUCUUUCCAGGCAUAUGUUAGUUCACACAAAAGAAGAGCUCUUCAACUGAUUUAAGUGUAGAAAGAGAUUUAGCCUUUAAAGCAAUUUGAACAGGUUCUCUGACCAGACAUACUUUACGAUAGUUCACACUAAAAAAUACAGAAAAACUCUUUACUCACUUGUGUUAAAAGAUUCUCUGACAAGACUUAUCUUGCUCCUGAAAGAUUUCAGAAACUAUUUUAAUGCAAUUAUUUUGAUCAAAGGUUUAUCAGCAAAUGAACCCUGUUUCAUUCUCUUCCAGUGUUACCCCUGGAAGUGUAGGGGUGAAAUCUAUUUAUGUUAUAUGGUAAAACAGGUUCGCUGUUAACUUGAGAGAUUAAUCAUUACUUUGUAUUUUCGUUUAAAUGUCUCUCCCCCUUUUUAGUUGUUAUCUCUGAUUCACCCUGAGUUAUUUACCGUCUUUUGUUAUUGUAAACUUAUUUUAUUUAUGUAAAUACAUUGUGUUAUUGUUUAAUCUUUGAAACUUAGUCCUGUGGUUUCUUGAGAAAGGUGUGAAAUGGGUCAUUUUCAUGGCCACACUGAGACGAGGCAUAACACUGUAAUCAGGACUAGCCAGGAAACUGAUUCUGAGAGAUAAUUACAACCAGAGAAUGGGGUCAUGACAGAAGACUCUUCUGAACCAGAGAUGAAAGACUGUGAUGAUACUUGUAAGGAGACUAGAUAACAUUAGUUAUGAAUAUUCUUUUGUGAUGGCAUAUAACACUGCUGAAACACCACUCAGAGUCUCACAGAGAGAAACUAUAUUAAUGAUGAAAUACUUUGUUUAACUCUUACAGGCAUUCAUGGUCUUGCUUUAACAAAAGACCUCCACAAGGCCUCUGUUUUCACCCUGCAUCAGCAGACACAUCACCCCCUUUCCUUUCAGCUUUUUUUUUUUACA